CUGCCUCUGUGGAAGUCGGGUCCGACUCUGGGGCAACUGUCGUGUGGCGCACUUGUCCACGUUUGUCCGGUGUCGAAAAAGUAAAAAAAAAUAAAAAAAAUAGGCACAGUCACUGGAGGGAGUUUGACCGGCCUUUCCACAGCUCACCACCGGAGAAAGCGUGUCAAGUGAGCCGGAACAUUACCGGAUCUGAAACUUUUUUUAGUUCCUCCUCAGGAGACAGUUAAAGAAGAAAAAGUAAGAUGGCAGACGGUGAAGAGCAGCUCGUCUCCUCAACGACUCCUCUGUUCAGCGACGUGAUGCACCACUACCAGGCCGAACCGGAACCCGAGCCCAAAUCCGAGCAGGACCUGUUCAGUCUGGACGACAUCGUGGACUUGGUCGGCGGAGCUCAGGACGCUCUGGAGCGCCACAUAGCCGAAGACAGUGCGUCACACGAGUUCACAGAAACUCCCCCCGCUCCAGUGACGCUACUGGAGCCAGAACCGGUGUCGGUGCCGGAGGUACCGGACUCCACCAGCGCUUGUUUUAAGUCAGACCCCGUUUUAAGAGCAGAGGACCCGAUAUUAAUACCCCGCAAAGCCGAGCCGGAGAGCACAGAGAUCGAACCGGAGCCACAGGCUGCCCCUGAGCCUGAGCCAGAGCCUGAGUCAGAGCCUGAGCCAGAGCCUGAGCCACAGCCUGAACCUGCGUCGGACAGCGCCGCCCUCCCCGCGGCUGAACCCCGAAAAGCAGCGCCAGCCCCCGCAGAGGAAGCACCGGCUCCUGCGUCCUUCCUAGGUCGUCGUCAUCAUGACUGGAAGUUAAACCUCGACAGCAGAGAUGCACCUUCUCCUCCUAAAGCUCAGCCUCAUCUUCUGAUGCACUUCCCUACAGCACUUGGGCAGAAGGGUGAUUCCCCUGCUCCCAUCUCUCCUCUCUCUCCUCUUCACUCCCCCGACUCUCUGGAGGAGCUCUCCCUGACUGAGAGUCCAAACCAGCCCCCUACUUCAGCAUCUGCUGGGCCCCUGGGCUCCUUCUCCACUCAGCCCCCCACUACUCUUUCCAAGGGCAUGCCUUGGGAGCGUGAAGAGGUUGACUCCGGACCGGGUCGUAGUAAUAACAAGGAAGAUCUUCUAGAUCCAUUAGCUGGUCCUUAUCUGAGUUUAGGGAAAAACCCAGUGCCUCAUAAUCCAUGUGAAGACAGCGGAGUUUCCUUUUCACCUGAAGAGAAGCUAAUUAGCUCAGACAGGUCUUCCACUGGCCCCUCCCCUGUGAAUCCUCAGAUGAUGGUCCCCGAAUCUCACCUUGACUCCUCUAAUCCAACAGAGCACUGGGAUUCACCAUUCCUAACAUCUCAAGACAACUCCAAGGUCUCCAUGGAUAGCUUCUCUAAGAACACGGCCCCUAUUAGCGCCCCCAAGUACGAGCCAGACCUGCACAGUAACCAGUCUGAUGAAGAUGAUGACUUGAUGUACGAGGUGAAGAAGAAUGUUAACCCCUUUGAAGGCUUUUCCCCACUGGCGGAUAGUGGGUACUCUCAUUUUGGAGACUCUAAGUCUGACAGCAGAGCCUCUAAGAUGUCGGAGAGUCCCACUCCUGAUCUGGUCCAGUAUGGACAGACUGGAGAAUCCCAGGAUAGCCCUCCAUCUUUUGUAGAUGAGGUCAAAACAUUUGAGACCGCCAGCAAGAUGGCCACUGACUCACUCAUGCAGUCAAUGAAUCAGUUUUCAUCGGGUUAUAAUGAGGAUGAAGAAGAAGAAGAUGAGGAGGAGGAUUCCGCUCUUCCACCAUCGCUUCCAGACAUCCUGAAAUCUUCCCCACUCAACCCAGAAAAAAUCGACUCUGGAUCUUCAGAGGGAAGCCCAGAGGAGCAGAGCCCCAUCUUAGAACGAAGGAUGAUGGAGUCGCCCAACCCGCCAAUCAAUCUGUCCGCCAAUAACCCGUUUGCGUUUGAUGCUAAAGUGUCCCUGCUGAAGGAGAUGACUGAGGAGAUGGAGGUGAGGGCUGCUGACCAAGCAAAGGUUGAUGAUGACAAACCGUUUGGUGCAUUCGAUCUUGUCAGAGAGGCCAAGGAAACCACUCCAGUCAAGGUCAAAGAAGAGGAACCUGUCGAGAUCGAGCAGAAGGAUUGGUUCUCGAGCCACGAUUCCCCCAAAAUGGCUGAAAAAUUUGAGCCUCUUGACUUCCAGAGCAAAAAGACCCUGGCUGAGGAUUCAGAUUCAGAGUCCCCGACAGCAGACUCACUGUCUCCUGUCCUGGAGGCCAUGGCCAAAAACCCUGCCAGCUUCCAGGUGGAAACCGAGAAGAAGGACCUGCAGAUGGAGGCGGAGGAAGUAGAGGUGGCUGAGGAGGUCUCUGAGCAUGAAGUGUCCUCUGAGGAGUUUGAGUUCAUUGAGCGACCACCCAGGGGCGUCAUUGAUGAGUUUCUUGAGGCUCUGGAUACUUCCAAGUUUGCCUCAUCUAAGCCCCCUGAAAUCCCCAUGGAUGACGACCUGAGCUUCGGUCACACAGAUGUGGCUCCACCUCCAACAAAAGUUGCCCCACCCCCAGUGGUCGAGGAGGAAGCUCCAAGUCAGAGCUCCUACUGCCUUCUAACUCAGGCAUCACCACAGAAGAGCAAGGCCGAGCUGGAGAAGUUGAACAUCCAGCAGCCUCCGCCCCCCUCUGCUCCCCUCGACCACUCCCCCGUCCAAAAACCCGAGGAACCUGUCGCCAAGAAGAGUACGGUGGUUGGAAAACUCUUUAAGAUGCCAAACCUGAACAUAAGAGCAGUGGUGGAUCUCCUCUACUGGCGUGAUGUGAAGGCCACGGGCGUGGUGUUUGGCGCCAUCUUGCUGCUCCUCCUGUCACUGACGGUGUGCAGCAUCGUUAGCGUGUGCUCCUACAUCGGCCUGGCUCUGCUCUCCGUCACCGUCUGCUUCAGGAUAUACAAGGGAAUCCUGCAGGCCAUCCAGAAGUCUGAUGAGGGUCACCCCUUCAAGCAGUACCUGGACCAGGAGGUGGCGCUGUCCGAGGACAUGGUCCACAAGUACAGUGACAUGGCUCUGGCCAAACUCAACAAGGCCAUCUGUGAGCUGAGGCACCUGUUCCUGGUGGAGGACCUGGUCGACUCCAUCAAGUUUGCCGUGUUGAUGUGGAUCCUCACCUACGUCGGUGCCUUGUUCAACGGCCUCACUCUCCUCAUCCUCGUUGUGGUCGGAGCGUUCAGCUGCCCGAUCGUCUACGAAAAACACCAGGCUCAGAUCGAUCACUACGUGGCUCUGGUCAACAACCAGAUCAAAGACGUCGUGGGAAAGAUUCAGGCAAAGGUUCCCGGGAUGAAGCGUAAGGUGGAGUGAAGCACCGACAGGUCGCAGGCUGCAUUCAGGAAGUCUUGAGAAGGAUGCUGGUGGGGGGGGUGGGGGGAUGUGUGUGUUAAAGAAGGUGUGAAGAGCAGGGGGAGGGGCCUGGUGGUGACACAGCCCUUCUUACUUCAGUUGUCAAAAAAUAAACACUUUUUUUUCCAGCUCAGAAUUCCUGUUUUUGUGUUUUCUGGAAAAGUCGGAUCAGUUUUACGUCGAUGUUUUUUCUCCGUUUUUAAUUGACCCCUCCCUCUCUCUCUCUUCACCCAGUGCAUUGUGGGAGGUCGGCCGCCUCUUCGGAUGGUUUUUACGUGAUGUUGUUUAUUACACGUUAUUGUUCUGCGAUGACGAGCGGCGGAAAAAGUCGUUUUUUUUUGUCGUAGGGUUUCGAGUACUUUGUGAUUUUUUUUUUUUUAACCAUCAAAGUCAGAGCUCACGUCGUCGAUAAAUCUGCUGCGUGGUUUUUCCUCGGACGUGAUGAACGGAUGAAGUGGUGAACAGCGUCUUUGACUUCUGGUAGAGCGGCGGGGGUGGGCGGGGUUUGAGUUGUAUAAUCAUAGAAAAAAAAAACAGUCACUGCUUCUGCGUAACUUUAGCUACAAACAUCUAGAAACACACACAGUUAUCUCCAUGUCAUCGCAGUCGUGUCUGUACGGAAACUCGUUUACAUUCAUCCACGUCAGAGAAAACACGGAAAAAGUCUAAAAAAAACAAAUAAAGACAUGAAAUUUAAAAAAAUAAAGUAACCAUAAACUGUCUGUGGAGCUGAGUAUCUUAACAAAGUUACAAACGUCAUGUGACUUUUUGGGGAAAAACCUUCUGUUUGUUAUGCAAGUAUAUUUGUGAAUGAUAAACUUCAUACUUCAAUUGUGACGAUGAUUAAAAAGCUUCCCGUCCGUCGGGAGUCGUGUUUGUGGAAUGCAUUGUGAGAUGUAAACAAUUAUCAAUAAAGCUUCUAGAUGAAGAAAAAAAAACAACA
Molecule: messenger RNA, 4302 nt
Organism: Solea solea (common sole)
Lineage: Eukaryota; Metazoa; Chordata; Actinopteri; Pleuronectiformes; Soleidae
Product: reticulon-1-A-like
Exons: 10
Coding region: 243-3320 (1025 amino acids)
Biological process (GO): neuron differentiation; brain development; endoplasmic reticulum tubular network formation
Cellular component (GO): neuron projection; postsynaptic density
Source: RefSeq, a predicted model, not a curated record